GUCUCCACCCCUUAAAAACCCCCACCCUUCCAAGGCCCUGCCUCCAAUCCAUCCAAAAACCCCUUGAUACCUGAAGCUUCCUUUGCCACUAUCUCAAACCCAACAAACCAUGUCGCUCCAAUGCCACCACCAUUCUCCUACUUUCCCUUUUUGCUUUAGACCUUGCGCCAACGCUGACAACAACUUCUUAGCACCUCCUCCACCGCCGCCACCGCCGCCUCCGCCACCACAAUCCUCAGGUAAAACGAAUCUUGCUACGAGUCUCUACCGCACAAAUCUAGGCCUUUUUUCCCUUACUUGGUCCCGCUCCUUCCUUGGUCACUCCCUCCAUCUCCACCUCCAUCCUGCCUCUCACUAUUCUCCCUCUUCUCCGCUCUCUCUCCCUGCCUCCCUUUCCUUCUCCACCCUCCACUUUCAUCUGCAUAUCAAACCUUUUAUUUUUUGGAAGAAACAUGGACAUAAGAAACUCAGCAGCGCCACAGUCCCUAAUGUUCAAGUCUUCUGGGACUUCUCCAGAGCUAAGUUCAGAUCCGGGUCUGAGCCCGACUCUGGAUUCUAUAUUGCUAUUGUUGUUGAUGGAGAAAUGACGCUUCUCGUUGGUGAUUCUGCCAAGGAAGCUUAUGCCAGAGCUAGAGCUCAAAGGCCCGGGAAAAGCCAAUCUCUCGUUUUGAGAAGAGAACACGUACUUGGCAAUAAAGUGUACAACACAAAAGCCAGGUUUGGAGGCAGAAACAGGGAAAUUUCCAUUGAAUUUAAGGCCAACGAGGAUGGAAAGCUAUGUUUUAGCGUUGAUAACAAUAGGGUAUUACAAAUAAAGCGACUUAAGUGGAAAUUUCGAGGCAACGAACGGAUUGAAGUAGAUGGCGUCUCAAUACAAGUCUCCUGGGACGUGUAUAACUGGUUGUUUGAUCAAGAUUUGGACAAUGGGCAUGCUGUUUUCAUGUUCAAGUUUGAGAACGAAGGCUCUGAAAUUCUUGAAGGUGAUUAUCAGCAAGACGGGGUUGAAGAGGUAGUCGGUCCUUUCAACGAGAAGAAUGGGGUCGUCUUGUGGCAGCAAAGUUCAUGUAAUUUUGGCGUGAAUGGAAUCGAAUGGAAAAAGAUGAGGAAAAGCUUCUUGCGAACUGCAAGAAGCUCAUCCUCUUCUUCCAUUUCGAUGUCUUCAGCUUCAUCAGCAGGCAGCUCUUCCGUAAUGGAGUGGGCAAGCGUGGAGGAGAGCGAGUUAAGUGCUCCUACUGGCUUCUCAUUGCUUGUCUAUGCGUGGAAAAAGUGAAGGAUUUUUCCUUGUCCUGAUGCUCUCCUACAUUACUUUUAAUCUUUUGUUGAUAAUGUCGCUAUUUGAUUCCUCACUAACCCCAUUUGUUCUUGAACAUAGUAGAAUAAGAAGAUUGUUACAACAGGAGAACAAAAUUACAAAGAGAGAGAGAUUUAUACAUAGAUAGAUCUAAUCCUUUCCCCCUUGUGUUCUCGAAAGAGAUUAAUAUGUUUACGUGCUUCUAUAUGGAAAUUAUUGCGAUUGUUAGUUUUGUUGGAGCCCCUGGUUGUAAUCUGUACAUGCAGAUUCAAUGAGCAGAAGCUGUUGUUUCUUAA
Molecule: messenger RNA, 1587 nt
Organism: Gossypium raimondii (Peruvian cotton)
Lineage: Eukaryota; Viridiplantae; Streptophyta; Magnoliopsida; Malvales; Malvaceae
Exons: 1
Coding region: 110-1270 (386 amino acids)
Source: RefSeq, a predicted model, not a curated record